Messenger RNA from Musa acuminata AAA Group (dessert banana), 1024 nucleotides. Its product is annotated as THO complex subunit 4A-like. Gene Ontology annotation, molecular function: mRNA binding. Lineage: Eukaryota; Viridiplantae; Streptophyta; Magnoliopsida; Zingiberales; Musaceae. The record is from RefSeq and is a predicted model, not a curated record. The coding region runs from base 84 to 803 and encodes 239 amino acids. The transcript has 5 exons. Gene Ontology annotation, cellular component: nucleus. Gene Ontology annotation, biological process: mRNA export from nucleus.
UUCUGAGUCUCGCCACGUCCUCUUCCCCCAGACCCUAUUCACCGAUCCCACCCUAAUCCUCCGCCCUUCUCGAUCGAUCGGAGAUGUCGAGCGGUUUGGACAUGUCUCUCGAUGACAUCAUCAAGAACAACAAGAAGUCCGCCGCGGGGGGCCGCGGCCGGGGCCGUGGUUCGGGCACUGGACCCGCCCGCCGCGUCCCCAACCGGUCGGCGAACCGAUCCGCCCCAUACUCCUUCGGGAAGGCUCCCGACUCGGCGUGGCAGCAUGACAUUUAUGCGGCUCCGAUGGGCGGCUUCCCUGCUCCUGCGGCUCGGGCUUCCUCUAUAGAGACCGGCACCAAACUCUAUAUUUCCAACUUGGAAUACGGUGUCUCGAACGAGGACAUCAAGGAGCUCUUUUCAGAGGUUGGUGAUCUGAAGCGCUAUUCAGUAAAUUAUGAUAGAAGCGGAAGAUCUAAGGGAACGGCUGAGGUGGUCUUCUCAAGGCGGGCUGAUGCUUUAGCAGCUGUGAAGAGAUACAACAAUGUGCUGCUUGAUGGAAAACCAAUGCAAAUAGAAAUUAUCGGAAUAAAUAUUCCAACACCAGCUGCCGUGCCUCAGUUCUCUAAUGGUGUCUCCAGAAAUCCUAACGGUGCUCCCAAAAGAACUGGACCAGGAAGGGUUUCUGCAGGAUGGCCACGAGGUGGUGGUCGUGGAAGGGGGAAAGGUCGUGGCCAAGGUAGAGGCCGUGGUGAACCAGUAUCUGCUGCAGCACUUGAUGCUGAUUUGGACAAGUAUCAUGAAGAAGCAAUGCAAACUAACUGAAUGCUUAGUUUGCAAUCAUAUCUUGCUUGAUGCUGCUCAAUAGUUAAGUAAUUCUGCAAACGUGCGUAAUGUAGGAAAUGGAAGAUGAUAUUGUUAAACUACUUAUUGGGUUUGGGGGCUUUCAUUUUCAUAUAUUUAUUGCUCUUAGACUUCUACUUGCUGAUGGGGUUAAAGCGACAUUUGAUGUCUGGCCUUAAAGUUCAUUUCAUUUGGUUGGUCAA